Messenger RNA from Orbicella faveolata, 1454 nucleotides. RefSeq names its product neuropeptide FF receptor 1-like. Lineage: Eukaryota; Metazoa; Cnidaria; Anthozoa; Scleractinia; Merulinidae. Gene Ontology annotation, cellular component: plasma membrane. Gene Ontology annotation, molecular function: neuropeptide Y receptor activity. The record is from RefSeq and is a predicted model, not a curated record. Gene Ontology annotation, biological process: G protein-coupled receptor signaling pathway.
AUGCCAAAAAAGGAAAUAAAGAUGCCCACUUUGAAAAGGCUUUGAUUAAAAGGAAAACAAAGUCGGAAGAAGGUUUAACUUAGGGGAAUUCUGCCUCCUACUGUCACGUUUACGGGAAACAGCUCAAGUAGAAAGACUAAAUAAGAUAGUUCCAAUAAUAAAGUUUUUCUAUGCUUAUCUAAACAUUGGCUGAAAAUCUCGCGGACUACGUAACAUAAUUCUUAUUUUCACUCACCUCGAAGGUUUUGUUCCCAAAAUAUGUGAAUUCGAAGGUUUUUCAACAUGGACUCGAUGUUUUCCAUCUUAAACAAUGUGACGAACAACACAAACAACUCAGCAGAAAUCGCGCCAACGGCGGCGCCAAGUGAACCGGUAAUGAUUGAAAAACCCUUCUACAAAUGGUUCCGCGUCGCAGCAUACAGCUUCGUCUGCCUGAGCGGAGUGUUUGGUAACUUCAUGGUUAUCUUUGCCAGUCGUAAACCAGGCAUGAUUACAGUGAGCAACAUUCUCAUAGCCAACCUAGCAGUGGCAGAUUUCACUGUUUCUCUCAUCAACAUUCCCACCGUUGCUGUUUACGGUCAUCUGACGUACUGGCCAUUUGGCGGUUUUCUUUGCAAGCUCAUUCCAUUCCUGCAAGGCUUGACGUUAUCUGCUUCGGCUGGAACUCUGGUAGCCAUCGCUGUAGAACGAUACUGGCAAAUUGUUCGGUACACGAAGCGGAAGCCUAAGGUCAGAGAAGCUUACCAAGCCGCUUUAGUCAUUUGGGCGUCCUCCAUUUUCAUCCCUCUUCCGAUGGCGGUGUUCAGUAAGAUCACAAUGUGGAAACAAAGAGAGGAAGAAUUCGCGAUCUGCGUCGAAGAAUGGCCAAAUCAGAAAAUAAGGCAAGCUUACACAACACUGUUGUUCUUGCUGAUGUACUUCUUUCCCUUGCUGCUUAUCUGUGUCCUUUAUGUACAGAUUAGUCGCUUCUUGAAGAACCUGCCGCCAAUUCGACGAGUAACCACCCGAGUUCAGGGGAAGACGGUCCGAAUGCUGACUAUUGUCGUGGUGUUGUUCGGCUUCUGCUGGUUACCAUACCAUAUUGUUUACAUGUACCUUGACUUCAGUCAGUCGCAAUACACCCAAGCUAUCACCUCAUUAGUCCUGUUAGUUCAGUGGCUGAUGUUUGCAAACAGCGCCUGCAAUCCUGUUGUAUAUGCGGUCUUAAACGUCAACUUCAGGCGCAAGUUCUUUGCGAUGCUUUUCAGACAGCAGACGGGACGAAGGCUAAAUAAUGAGCAUGUGUCGAUACGCGUCCAAACAGUACGAAGCGCCGUGUAGAAGUGUCACCGUCCUCCUCGAGCUACAAUACGAAGGCACAUCGUAACGGAAGAUUUCAUUUUGAAUGUUAUUUCUAUUUAUGUUAAGUAGAUAUUAAGAGGCUGUCUCUGUAAGAACCCACCACUGAUUUUACU